AUGCCACAAACAAGAAGUAAAACAACCAAAGCAAUAAUAUCAUCGGAAUCAAUUUCUUCUAACCAAAAUUUUUCUUCUGCUCCAGUAAAAGAAACUACAAGUAUAACUUCCAAAUAUUUUAGUAAUAGCAGCAGUAGUAUCACUGCUAAAACAAAAGUAACAGAAGAGGAGGAGGGUGAAGAGGAGGAAAAGAAGUUAUCACCAUCAAAAGUAAUAAAAAGUCAAUUAACCGAAAAAAGAACGCGUAAACAUGUCACUAUAGAAAUUGAUAAUAAUAAUGUUGAUGAUCCUUCUGCGAUAACAUCAUCACCCAAGAAAAAGAGAAAUGUUGAUGGUAAUAAACUUUUUUCUAUAGUCAAUAAUCCGCCUUUGAAUUGGGAGACUGUAUAUUCAUCCAUCAAAGAAUAUCGUAAAAACACCAUGGCACCUGUUGAUACAAUGGGUUGUAAUAAACUGGCAGAUGGUCCAAAUGAAAAAAUCACACCUCAAGUAUUUACUAAAUUAUCCUGUGAUAAUACAUUAAUGCUCUCCUCACAAACAAAAGAUUUAAUCACCUCUUCAACAAUGCAAUAUCUUAAAAAAAAUCUUCCAGGCGGAUUAACAAUAGAUAGUAUUUUAAAAGUUGAUGAAAAGUUUUUAGAUGAGUGCAUCUCAAAAGUAGGAUUUCAUAACAAGAAAGCUAAUUACAUUAAACAAACUGCAAAAAUUUGUAAAGAAAAAUAUGGAGGUGAUAUUCCUGAUACAAUUGAAGGCAUAUCUUUGCAUGCAUACAGCAUGGGAUCAGUGAGUAUAGGAGUCGAUGUUCAUGUUCAUCGUAUCUCAAACAGAUUAGGUUGGAGUAAUAGUGAGAAAGCUGGUCCUGAGGCUACUAGAAAAUCAUUGGAAACAUGGCUUCCACACUCAUUAUGGCAAGAAAUUAAUUUAUUGCUUGUCGGGUUUGGUCAAACUACUUGUUUACCAAGAAAUCCAAAAUGUUCAAAAUGUCCUGUGAAAAAUUUUUGUCCAUCUGCAAACAUUUAA
Messenger RNA from Entrophospora candida, 1020 nucleotides. The record is from the annotation of a GenBank genome assembly. NCBI's taxonomy places the organism in Eukaryota, Fungi, Glomeromycota, Glomeromycetes, Entrophosporales, Entrophosporaceae.